Molecule: messenger RNA, 2784 nt
Organism: Oryzias latipes (Japanese medaka)
Lineage: Eukaryota; Metazoa; Chordata; Actinopteri; Beloniformes; Adrianichthyidae
Source: RefSeq, a predicted model, not a curated record
CUAUCGGUACGUCCUCAACCAGCCGGAGGCGUGCCGGGACAAAAGCCCCUUCCUGGUCUUUUUGGUGCCUGUUGCCCCCCGGGACUCUGCAGCCAGGGAGGCUGUCAGGGGGACUUGGGGGUCGGCUGACCGGGACGUCCUGACUUUGUUUUUUUCUGGACUUCCGGAAGAGGAGCAGCGGUCCAACCUGCAGGAGGAGGCGGGGCUUCACGCAGACAUGAUCCAGAUGGACUUUGUGGAUUCUUACCAGAACCUGACCAUCAAAACCAUGAUGAUGAUGAGGUGGUUAUCCACCUUCUGCCCCCACGCCACCUUUGGCAUGAAGGUCGAUGCUGACGUUUUUGUCAACGUCUUCUACCUGCUGGAGUGGCUGAGGAGCUCCCCCAGGCGUGGCUUCAUCACCGGGUCGGUGAUCUGUGACGGUCAGCCCAGAAGAGACCCUAACAGCAAAUGGUUUGUGUCAGAGGAGCAUUACCGGGACAACACGUUCCCCCCCUACGUAUCUGGAGCGGGCUACGUCUUCUCCGGUGACAUGGCGGGGAGGAUCUCCUGGGCCUCCAGGUUCGUGCGCAUGAUCCCCCUGGAGGACGUCUAUGUGGGCUUGUGUCUGCGUGUGCUGGAUGUGCGGCCGGUUUACGCUCGCAUCUGGAUGUUCCUCAGGAACCUGUUUGAAAUCAGAACGCUGAAGUACGACAGGUGCACCUUUGCUGGGCUGCUCAUCGUCAACGGGUUUGGGCCCACAGAGCUGCUGCACAUCUGGAAGGACUUCUCUGAAGGCUGGGCCAGCUGCUGAAAUCCUCCAGCAUCACGCAAAAGGAGGAGAGAUCCAGGAAGUGAUGAGAAAAGAGCUGGAUGGACAGAAAAUAAGAGCCAGAAGCCUAAAGACCUUUGAGACUCGGAACGGGAUCCAGAUCUACCAGAUUUGCCGACAGUUCUGGAAUUUCUGAGCCAAGAUGAAAGCAGCCGUUUUAAAACAGUUUACAUUCUCAAAAUCUGGGACAAAAAAUAAUCUUCCAGGACCAGGAAUCAUAUUUGAUACGUUGAUUUGUUUUUAUCACAGAGAGCAAAGAAGAAUCUGCGGGAAAAUAUGCUUAAAACAAAAAUGUUAAAAAUUUAAAACAUUGUUUUCACAGGAUUGAAGUCUUCCACACUGAAUCAAAGUCUUUGGAGGAUUUUUUUUUGUCUUUGAUUAGUGAUAAAUCUUUUAGGUUGGUAAUUGUUGAGGCGGAAAAGAAAGAUAAAUCCAUUUUUACUGGGUUCAUAAAGUAAGAAGAGCAGCAAAAGUUGAGUUUGCUUUAGGUUUUCAGGUAACUCUUCUCACAGGAACCCCUCACCCCCAUCUGCUAAGGGAACCAGAAUCAGUUUCUGUCCGAUCUGCAGAUGGGAGUUCAGUCAGGCCUUCACACAAAGGAAAACUGGAAGCUCCUGUGAGGCUCAGACACGUUUGUGUGCUCUGCACUGAUCUAUGGCUGGCCUUAGAACGCUUUACCUGAAAAUGUUAUCACUGUGGCCUUUUUACUUCAGGAACUACCAAUAGAAGAUUAAAGUCUUUGUGCUGGCGAUAAGACUGAGUGUAAAUGCAGAAAAGCCAUAUUGUGAGAUAUGUGUCCUGUAAUCCUGUCUGCUGUUUUUACCCAUCAGGAUUUUUUGUUGAGAUCAAACUUACUCAGGUUAGCAAAGCGUGCAAUUUAGUUUAUUGCUGUUCACAGGUGCCUUCGGUAGAAGGGAGGAAUAUUUUCUCAGGUUUUGCUCCUCAUUUUGUAUAUGUUAUACAUUUAUCUGCUAUCACUUGUGGAUGAAGAAUUUAGCCUUCUGAUGCCUUGACUGGUCUGCUGCAGUCCACCUGACAAGCAACAGAGGGCGCCAUGCACCACAAGAAACCUGGAGUUAAGUCCUUAAAACGGGUUCCUCUUGCCCCCUGACCUGCCUUUUCCUCAGUUACUCUGCUCAGAACCGCCUCAGUGAGCGGAUAAACCUGCAGAGGUGUGCCGAAUGAUGAAAAUCCUUCUUCCACAAAGCUGAACGUGUUUCUGCAUUUGACUGAAACCCUGAGCAGCGGUGAGCUGCAGACAGCUGCACUAAAGAUCCAUUUGGGUCUUUGAACCCCAAACCCUUUGUAAAAACGGACUACAAACACUGCAGAGGUGUAACAACAACUAUCUGCACACCUUGAUCCUGAAUGUCAAGGGAGGCGUCUCACUUUGAGUGUCUUUGGGAUGACCCUUAACCUUUUUGUCUCAAGCUGGAUGUUCCUCUACGAUCAGUCAGAUCGUUAAUUUACUGCUGCUGUGCUGCACUUGUUGGUUCAUCCGUCUGUCCUUCUGUGUUGUGAAUCUGAGUGAAAGACUUCAAAAAUCAGAUUUAGUUUUGUGAACCCAGAAUGUUUGGAAAUGUUUAAUUUUAUACACUUUCCAGUAUCUAUCUGAUUAAUAUAUGGAAUUCACUUAUUUUUUAUAAAGUAAAUAUACUUGUGUAGUAUUUUUUGCCAUUCUUUGAAGGCCCUAAGUGCUUUACAGUUUCAUUCACUCACUGAUGGUGGCUCUGCUGCCGAACACUGGGGCCAACCUUCCACCAGGGGCAAGGUGGGGUUGACUGUCUUGACCAAGGACACUUUGACAUAUGGCGGAAAUCAAACCUGCAUUAGAGGUGGACCGCUGUACCAAAUUUUGUCUGUUUUUUUGCUUUGUUGUACAAUUAUGUAGUACAAAAAUGUAGACAUUGUUUUUGUCAUUCUGUGAUUUAACUCAUUUAAUAAAGUACAGAUGCACAGCUCUCAGCUGAACA